Molecule: messenger RNA, 3532 nt
Organism: Megalops cyprinoides (Indo-Pacific tarpon)
Lineage: Eukaryota; Metazoa; Chordata; Actinopteri; Elopiformes; Megalopidae
Product: mannosyl-oligosaccharide 1,2-alpha-mannosidase IC
Exons: 12
Coding region: 1497-3443 (648 amino acids)
Biological process (GO): N-glycan processing; carbohydrate metabolic process
Cellular component (GO): endoplasmic reticulum; extracellular exosome; Golgi membrane
Molecular function (GO): calcium ion binding; mannosyl-oligosaccharide 1,2-alpha-mannosidase activity
Source: RefSeq, a predicted model, not a curated record
CGUUAGACAGAGUAAAGCAUGCAGGAUUUCACAGCACUAAACGGUGUACCAAAUCAGGCCACACGAUGGACGUAUCGCUACCUACUUACACAGAUUAUCUGGUGCUGCGUUACAUCUGAAAAAACGUUUCUCAGUCCUUGUGUCUUCUGAUCAUCAAACACGUUUUGACUAGACCGCCCAGAAGGCAGCAUUUCGGUGCAAGAGGCGGUUCUCCGUGUUCCUUUCGUUUUUUUUGCACGAGUUCGUAUAGCCAAACUAUGUUUUGAUAAGCUGUUGUGAUAAUCCAUCAACCGACAGACCUGCCUACUCGGAGUUACAACGCUGUUCGUUUCACCCAAUGUUGUAUUUUUGCUCUCUCCCCUGCGCUGGUGAGAGAGCGAGCAGAGAGCGAGAGCGCGCCUGAGAGGGCAGACGGGAGAGGAAGACACCGUGUAUUUUGAUAGGAUUGCAUUCCUGGUGAUGACUGAAUCGUACAUUCUCCGGAUUUUUUGAAGCCCUAACAACUUGGGCUCUGUGUGGGGCACGAUCCUUUCUCGUUUUCACGCAUUAUGGAGUUUGCCGUGUGUUUAAAUACAAAACGUGGAUGAGAGAAAAGCCGAUGCGAUAGUUCUGCGAAUACUUGGAUUGCUCCAUGAAUAAAUACACAUUUUGUUACUGGCUAACGCAUCCUCCAGGAUACAGACCCAGAUGCUGUUCUUGAUUUCAAAUUCUUGGUAGAAUUGCUGCAUUGUUCCGUCGUUACAUGCCGCCGGGACCGGAUUGAACGCAGCCGCCGAGGAGGAUGCUCUGCGUUUGCUUUUACCGGUCUGUUAUCUUUAAAAAGACAAUAUUUGCACCUCCCAGUCGCGAGUAGCGGAAAUAAACUUUAUUCAGUUUCUGUGAUAGAUGCAUGCUAUUUUCUGUUACCAGCUGUACGGAAACGACAGUCCCGCUCCGUAAACAAAACUGGUAAUAUGCGUGUAGCAGAUGAUGAUGGUGCACACGUAUUUAAUUUUUAUUACUAAUGUUACUUGCAACCUGGAGAACGGGGUGCAUUUCGAGCGUCUGCUCUGUUACCAGUUAGCAGUACUACAGAGCAGCCUGUUUAGCUUGUGAGGACGUAACAGUAAUACGGAAACUGACCGCGGGCAGAACAGCUUUAUAUCAUUAUCUUUCAUUUUCGUAUGAGCCGUUCUGAAAUAUGUUACACAUAUUUUGAUUAGAGGAUCUAUGUAAAACUACAGUGCAUCCGCAAUGCAAGUAUUAUCAUUAACGAUGUCAUGUUUGGUUUCUAGAUUGUAGACUUAACCUAGGCCUGUGUAAUUUCGAUCGAUAGCAGCAUAAAGAACGCCGCCGUUUGUGUUAGCUAAUAACGCGUCUCUCGGGUGCAUUUCAAAGACCCUCGCGAAUGAACUUUUCAUACAUGCAACAAGGCAAACAGAAGUAACAGGAGGUGGAUGUGAACGUGCACACCCGUAACUAUACAUUAUCAACAGUCAUUUGGAGCUAGAGACGAAAUGUUUUUUCGAAAGUUACCCGGCGUGUCAGCAUCGGGUAUGGGUCUCCGCUUAUCUCAGAAAUUUGUUUUUUUACUCUUCUUGUCGGGCUUGGUAACUCUCUGCUUCGGGGCCCUGUUCUUCUUACCAGACUCUGUUCGCUUGAAACGGAUUUUCCUGUCAAAAACAGAAAAUCAGGCGGUAACGGUGGGGUCGGAGAACGGAGCACGGGAUCACACAAAAAAGGUAAACAGGGACCAGGAGCACCCCAGGGGGAUAACCCCGGGGAGAGGGGAGACGAGUACAAAACUGAAAAGCAUGAGUCGCAAGCCAUCCGUCACCUACGAGGCGAGAACUGCAGAGAAAGCGGCCGCAGGUAAAUCACCAGAGGACUGGAAUCAAGCGAGAUCUAAAGAUGAGCCGGGCAAGGCUGCGACUGGAUCCGAAAAGCAGACCGCGUCCGCCAGGCACGGCGAGCACAGAGCUGCCUUUGAUUACGAGAAGUUUAAAAAAUGUCUGCUGAAACCGCCGUUGGGGACCGAGCAAGGCAAGCCGAGCGAUCUACAGACUCAGCAGCGUCGAGAUAAAGUCAAAGAGAUGAUGAAGUUCGCCUGGGACAACUACAAGCACUACGCCUGGGGCAAGAAUGAGCUUCGGCCUCUGACCAGGAACGGACACAUCGGGAACAUGUUCGGCGGACUGCGGGGGGCCUCUAUUGUGGACUCUCUGGACACCCUCUACAUCAUGGGACUGAUGGACGAGUUCCAGGAGGCCAAGGAGUGGGUGCAGAACAACCUGGACCUCAACUCGAAUGGAGAAGCGUCCCUGUUUGAGGUGAACAUCCGUUAUGUUGGCGGCCUGCUCUCAGCCUACUACCUGACGGGUGCAGAGGUGUUUAAGAAGAAGGUGAUCGAGCUGGGAGAGAAGCUGUUACCUGCGUUCAACACGCCCACUGGCAUUCCCCGAGGAGUCAUCAACCUGGGCAGCGGCACUAGCUGGAGCUGGGGGUGGGCCUCAGCAGGAAGCAGCAUCCUGGCGGAAUUUGGAACCCUGCACCUGGAGUUUGUCCACCUGACGGAACUUUCCAGCAAUCCUGUUUUUACUGAGAAGGUGAUGAACAUCCGAAAGCUGCUCAACAAAAUCGAAAAGCCACACGGCCUGUACCCCAACUUCCUGAGUCCUGUGAGCGGGAACUGGGUUCAGCAUCACGUGUCCAUCGGAGGCCUGGGAGACAGCUUCUAUGAGUAUCUGAUCAAAUCAUAUCUGAUGUCUGACAAGACUGACGAGGAGGCUAAGAGGAUGUACUACUCGGCCCUGGAGGCCAUUGAGGCGAACCUGGUGCAGAAGUCUCCUGGCGGACUGACCUACAUGGCGGAGUGGAGAGGGGGGCUCCUGGAUCAUAAGAUGGGCCACCUGGCCUGCUUCUCCGGAGGGAUGGUGGGGAUCGGGGCGGAUGACGGGCCACCCGAAAAGAGGCAGCACUACCUGGACCUGGCGGCCGAGAUCACUCACACCUGUCACGAGUCCUACAGUCGCUCAGCCACCAAACUGGGACCGGAGGCCUUCCGAUUCGACGGGGGCGCGGAAGCCACGGCGACCAGGUUGAGUGACAGGUACUACAUCCUGCGGCCAGAGGUCAUCGAGAGCUACAUGUACAUGUGGAGACUGACCCAUGACCCCAAGUACCGGCAGUGGGGCUGGGAGGCUGUGGAGGCCUUGGAGAAGCACUGCCGUGUGGAGGCGGGCUUCUCUGGGAUCAGGGAUGUGUACGCCACCACGGCCAGCCAUGACAACAUGCAACAGAGCUUCUUCCUCUCAGAGACCCUCAAGUAUCUGUACCUGCUGUUCUCCGACGAUGACCUGCUGUCGCUGGAGGACUGGGUCUUCAACACCGAAGCACACCCCCUGCCCAUCAUCCGCAGGACCUGCCCACAGGAGCAGGGGGCUGACGGGGUCCCGCCCGAAUAGCACACCCAUCCCUACCACCAGUGCUGGGACACACACACACACUCAUGCUCACAAACACACAAACACACAUGCACACAUGCACACACACA